This is a messenger RNA of Huiozyma naganishii CBS 8797, 3480 nucleotides long. RefSeq names its product GTPase BMS1 (gene BMS1). Gene Ontology annotation, biological process: endonucleolytic cleavage of tricistronic rRNA transcript (SSU-rRNA, 5.8S rRNA, LSU-rRNA); ribosome biogenesis; maturation of SSU-rRNA from tricistronic rRNA transcript (SSU-rRNA, 5.8S rRNA, LSU-rRNA). The record is from RefSeq and is a predicted model, not a curated record. Lineage: Eukaryota; Fungi; Ascomycota; Saccharomycetes; Saccharomycetales; Saccharomycetaceae. The transcript has a single exon. Gene Ontology annotation, cellular component: 90S preribosome; nucleus. Gene Ontology annotation, molecular function: GTP binding; U3 snoRNA binding; ATP binding. The coding region runs from base 1 to 3480 and encodes 1159 amino acids.
AUGGAACAAAGUAAUAAAGCCCAUAGGAAGACGAAGGAGAAAAACACGGCCAAGAAGAAGUUGCAUAGCCAGGGUCACAAUGCCAAGGCCUUUGCCGUGGCUGCACCUGGGAAAAUGGCUAAGCAGAUGCAAAGAACCGGUGAUAAAAAUGAACGCAAGCUGCACGUUCCUAUGGUAGACAGGACCCCAGAUGAUGAUCCUCCUCCGGUUAUUGUAUGUGUUGUUGGUCCUCCGGGGACAGGUAAGACUACAUUAAUCAAGUCGCUAGUCAGAAGAUUGACAAAAUCAACGCUAACGGAGAUCAACGGGCCAGUGACAGUAGUCUCUGGUAAACAUAGAAGACUGACAUUUUUGGAAUGUCCUGCUGAUGAUUUAAAUGCAAUGAUUGAUGUUGCCAAAAUUGCCGACUUAGUGCUGUUAAUGAUAGAUGGUAAUUUCGGGUUUGAAAUGGAAACCAUGGAAUUUCUGAAUUUAGCUCAACAUCAUGGUAUGCCUAGAGUAUUGGGUGUAGCUACACAUUUGGAUUUGUUUAAGUCACAGUCAACUUUGAGAGCUUCUAAGAAACGCUUAAAACACAGAUUUUGGACUGAGGUCUAUCAAGGUGCCAAAUUGUUCUACUUGUCUGGUGUCAUAAACGGGAGAUACCCAGACAGAGAAAUUCUGAAUUUAGCCAGGUUCAUAUCCGUAAUGAAGUUUAGACCUUUGAAAUGGAGAAAUGAGCAUCCUUAUAUGCUGGCAGACCGUAUCACAGACUUAACUCACCCGGGAUUAAUUGAAACUCAAGGUGCACAAAUAGACCGGAAAGUUGCCUUGUACGGAUACUUACACGGCACACCGCUGGCUUCAAACCCAGCAACAAGAGUUCAUAUCGCCGGUGUGGGCGAUUUCCCUAUAAGCCAAGUGGAAAAACUUCCAGAUCCGUGCCCAACUCCUUAUUUCCAACAGAAGGUGGAUGAAUAUCAAAGGUUGAAAAUGAAAGAAGAAUCUUCAACCUCGACUGCGGCCACUACUACCAGAAGACGUAAAAGAUUGAAUGACAAAGAUAAAUUGAUAUAUGCUCCAAUGUCUGAUGUUGGUGGUAUUUUGAUGGAUAAAGAUGCAGUUUACAUUGAUGUUGGUAAAAAGAAUGAAGGUCCAAGCUUUGUGCCCGGUGAAGAAAAGGGGGAAGGUGAGAAGUUUGUCACUACCUUACAAAAUGUUGACAAGACCAUUGGAGAGAAUUUCGACAACGUCGGGUUACAAAUUUUCAGUAACAGUGCUGAAUUGCAUGAUGUUGAAGAUGAACAACAGGAGUCCUCUGAAGAAGAUGAGAAUGAAGAUCACGGAAGAUCCCAGAUGAGAAAGCCUAGAGUGUAUGGGAAAUCAAUUCAAGAAGCUGACGAAGAUUUGGACAAUUUGCCAAGUGAUGACGAAAUCCCGCAGCAUGAGGAAAUUGAUUUCGCCUUUGGCGAUGAAGAGAAUGGAAAAUUUGGCAGUGAGAGCGAAAGCGAAAAUGAGUUAAAUGGCCAAGAGGAAGGCUCCUGGGAAAGGAAUGCGGCAGGUAAGUUAAAUGUCAAUAUCAACCGCAAGCGUAAAUGGGAUAUCGGUAAAUUGAUAUACAUGGAGAAUGUUUCAGCUGAGGAUUGUAUCAAAAGGUGGAGAAAUGAAGACGUUGAUGAUGAAGAGGGUGGUGAUUCAGAUUCUGAUGACAGUAAUGAAGAAGACUUUUUCAAGAAGAAAGAUGAAAAUUCUUCGAAAGAAUCAAACCCAAAACAAACCAUUGAUUUGGAGCAGUUUGUUCCGUAUUUUGAUACUUUUGAAAAACUUGCUGCUAAGUGGUCAUCAGUAGAUUUGAUUAAAAACCGGUUUAUAAGGUCUGCCGUUGAAAGGAAAGCUUCUAGUAAAGCUACUGAUGUUGACCAUCCUGACAGCAACGAGGAUGAAGUCUUUGAUGAUUUCGAGGACUUAGAGGCUGAAAACGAUGGAGAAUUACAAAAUAAUGCUGUCGAUGAUAGGGAUGGUAAUGAGAGCGAUGACUCUUUCGCCAACUUUGAAGAGGAAGAGAAGAAGGCAUUGACUGUUGAGGAAGAAAGAGCAUUAAACGCAGAGAAGAAGGAGAAGUAUCUUACUCAAUUUGAAUUGGAAGAGGGUGAAAAUUUUAAGGAAGACGAUCCAGAUAACGAAUAUGGUACCUGGUAUGAACUCCAAAAGGCCAAAAUGGCUAAGCAGCUGGAGAUUAACAAUACAGAGCUAGACGAGAUGACCCCAGAGCAACGUCAGAGAAUUGAAGGCUACAAAGCUGGUUCGUAUGUUAGAAUCGUUUUUGAGGAUGUCCCUAUGGAGUUUAUUGAGAACUUUAAUCCAAAAUUCCCUAUCAUCAUGGGUGGGUUAUUGCCAGUAGAGCUGAAGUUUGGUAUCUUAAAUGCCAGACUGAGAAGACAUCGUUGGCACAAGAAGAUUCUAAAAACCAACGAUCCGUUGGUUCUAUCUUUGGGUUGGAGAAGAUUUCAAACACUGCCUAUCUAUACAACGACAGAUUCCAGAACUAGAACAAGGAUGUUGAAAUACACACCGGAGCAUACCUACUGUAAUGCCAGUUUUUACGGCCCAUUAUGCUCCCCUAGUACGCCUUUUUGUGGUGUCCAAAUAGUUGCGAACAGUGAUACUACUGGCGGUUUCAGAAUUGCGGCAACAGGUGUCAUUGAGGAAAUCGACGUUUCUGUGGAAAUUGUCAAGAAACUAAAAUUGGUCGGUUAUCCUUACAAGAUCUUCAAGAACACGGCAUUCAUUAAAGAUAUGUUUUCCAGUGCCAUGGAAGUAGCGAGAUUUGAAGGAGCUCAGAUAAAAACUGUCUCUGGUAUCCGUGGUGAAAUCAAAAGGGCAUUAUCCAAACCAGAGGGCCAUUAUAGAGCUGCUUUUGAGGACAAGAUUUUGAUGAGUGAUAUUGUUAUCUUGAGAUCAUGGUAUCCAGUUGAGAUUAAGAAAUUCCACAAUCCUGUAACCUCUCUUCUUUUGAAGGAGAAGACCGAAUGGAAGGGUGUAAGAUUAACAGGUCAAAUCAGAGCCGCCAUGAACCUUACUACACCAACUAACCCUGAUAGUUCUUACAAAAAGGUGGAGCGUGUUGAUAGACACUUCCAUGGGUUGAAAGUUCCAAAGUCUGUUCGAAAGGAUCUACCAUUCGGUUCUCAAAUACACCAAAUGAAGCCCCAAAAGAAGCAGACUUACAUGGCUAAGAGGGCUGUUGUGCUCGGCGGAGAGGAGAAGAAGGCUCGUGCUUUUAUGCAAAACGUCCUAACUUUAUCCAAGGCAAAGGACGAUAAGAAGAAGUCUAAGAAGGCUGAUCAACGUAAGGAGAGGUUAAAAAAAUUGGCUAAAUUAGAGGAGGAAAAGACCCAAAAAGACAAGGAAAAAAGAAAGAGUAUUUCGCACAUGCGGGGAAGAAGAGAAGUCGCGAUGACAACGAUGAAGGAUCGCGCAGAAAGAGGUAACCGCUGUUGA